AUGUUAUAUCACCAAAGAGGGUUUGCCUUGGCUGCAGGUAACUACACAGCAAAUUUCUUGGCGUUGGUGGUUGUGUUUGAUUCCUACUUGACUGCCAUUGAUAUAGACAACAGAGCUCUGCAUAUUCCGACUUCGCCAGUGGUUCUGACCUUCUCCGAUCUUUGCCUUUGCUUGUACACAUGUGAGCUGCCUAUACUAUUCUUUGCGAAAGGCAAGCGUUUGCUGAAGGACUGGAUGGUGAUACUUGAUAUAGUUAUCAUCAUGUGUGGAUAUGCUGAAGUGGUGAUACAUAUUGUGGACAACAGUUCGGGUGGCACUGAUGGCGAUGACUUGCUGGACAAAUUCAGCGUCUUACGGAUGCUCCGUCUUGCUCGAAUUGUGCGGCUGAUGCAAUUACUGCGAAGAACCAGGUCUCUCAAGGAGCUGCAGAAGCUCGUGACAAUGUUAGCGACUUGCUUCAAGGCUCUAUUGUGGUCCUUUCUGUUUUGUUUCGUAGUCAUGACGAUCUGGGCGAUGCUGAUAGUGGAGCUCGUGCACCCGUUGCUGAUGGAGAUUGACCAACAGAAUCCUGAGAUAUUUCAGGAUUGUGCGCCACAAUGUUUAAGAGCUACGCGAUCAGUGAUGGAUGCAAACCUAUUGCUGUUCAAGACGGUUAUCGCUGGCGAUAGCUGGGGAUUGAUUGCUGUGCCUGUGAUCCAGCAACACCCGUUGACAGCGGUUAUAUUUAUGGGCUCUUUAAUGACACUGGUAUUUGGAGUCCUUAACAUCAUCGUUGCUGUUGUGGUAGACACAUUUGCAGAGGUGAGGGAGAGCGACGUGAUGAACUUGGCCCAAGAGCUGGACCACAACUUGAAGAAAGACAGGAAAUUCCUGCAAAAAAUCUUCAAUCGCUUGGACAAAAAGGGCGAUGGCGAACUGACGUUACAAGAUCUGAUGGAUGGUGCCCGUCAAGAUCCUGAGUUUCAAAGCCGGCUGAGAGUGAUGGACAUUGAUGAGGUCGACCUCCAGCAACUUUUCGACAUGAUAGAUGCUGAUGGAUCCGGGGCAAUAGAAGCUCAAGAAUUCAUUGCACCACUCAGCCGAUGGGUUCACGAGUCGAAGACAGCACCGCGCUUCAUCAAGUAUAACAUGAUGCAAGCUCUCAAUAUGCAGGAGGAUUUCUCAUAA
This is a messenger RNA of Durusdinium trenchii, 1167 nucleotides long. NCBI's taxonomy places the organism in Eukaryota, Dinophyceae, Suessiales, Symbiodiniaceae. The record is from the annotation of a GenBank genome assembly.